Molecule: messenger RNA, 1513 nt
Organism: Mangifera indica (mango)
Lineage: Eukaryota; Viridiplantae; Streptophyta; Magnoliopsida; Sapindales; Anacardiaceae
Exons: 3
Coding region: 71-1513 (480 amino acids)
Molecular function (GO): acetylglucosaminyltransferase activity
Source: RefSeq, a predicted model, not a curated record
CCUCUAAAAUCCUGGAAUUUUCUAGUUUUCCCAACAAUAAAACCAACCAAGUGACCUUUUCUCUUUAUUCAUGAAGGCCACUCUUGCUAUUUUACUGUUCCUUUCCGUCUAUCUCUUCUUCUACCACUCUUUCACAACCCAUAUUCAAGUCCACUCUUGCCCUCAAUGUGACAGAUUCAUCACUCAACAGAAAUUCAUCACCAUUUAUAACACUAAUAACACCACUAAUAACAAUAAAACUUCCAUCAAUUAUGAAAAUACUAAUGUAUCACAUAUUUUGUUUGGCAUAGGCGGCUCAGCGCAGUCAUGGGACACCCGCCGGCUUUUCUCCGACUUAUGGUGGAAGCCCAACAUUACCCGCGGGUACGUUUGGCUGGAGGAGAAACCAAACCAACCUUGGCCCGAGACAUCCCCGCCGUACAGAGUCUCAGAGGACACAUCGAGGUUUAAAUACACUUGCUCAUUUGGUUCGCCCUCUGCUGUGCGUAUUGCUCGUAUUGUGAAAGAAAGUUUCGAGCUUGGAUUGGAUAAUGUAAGGUGGUUUGUCAUGGGAGACGACGACACAGUUUUUUUUGUGGAGAAUUUGAUCACUGUGUUGGGGAAAUAUGAUCAUAAUCAGAUGUAUUAUAUUGGCUCCAAUAGUGAGAGUAUUGAUCAAGAUGUUGAACAUUCCUACACCAUGGCCUACGGUGGCGGCGGCUUCGCUAUAAGUUACCCUUUAGCUGCCGAACUAGUCAAAAUUUUAGAUGGAUGCAUUGAUCGAUACGCAGAGUUUUAUGGGUCUGAUUCAAAAGUACAAGGCUGCAUUGGCGAGAUUGGUGUACCCCUUACCAAAGAACCUGGUUUUCACCAGGUUGAUAUACGAGGCAACCCGUUUGGCUUACUGGCGGCGCACCCACUGGCGCCAUUGGUUUCGCUGCAUCAUCUAGACUACGUCGACACUAUAUUUCCGAAUAUGUCUCAGACUGACUCGCUGAAGAAGUUAAUCAGUGCAUAUGAAAUGGACCCUGAUCGAGCCCUGCAGCAUAGUCUUUGCUAUGAUUUGAGUCGAUAUUGGUCCAUUUCUGUGUCUUGGGGUUACACUGUGCAGUUGUAUCCAACUUUGGUGACAGCAAAGAAAAUGGAAACGGCGGUUUUGACGUUCAAAUCAUGGAGUUGGAAAGACAAGCCAUUCCAGUUUAACACUCAGGCCAUGAGCUUCGACCCUUGUGAAAGACCGCUUAUAUAUUUCUUGGAUGGAGUCGAAAGGGUUGGAAAGGGCGAGACAUUGACAACGUAUAAAAGAUUCAUUGAUGAAAAUGAACAAGUUUGUGAUAGACUUGAAUAUGCUCCAGCGUUGGCCGUCGAAUCUUUCGCCAUUUCGGCAUCCACAUUGACACCUGAAACUUGGAAAACGGCGCCACGUAGACAGUGUUGCGAGAUCAUCAACCAUAGAAAGGGGACAGAAAGAGAGAAAGUUGUCCAGAUGAAGAUCAGAGGCUGCAAUAACUUCGAGAGUGUCAUUCCACCGUAG